AUGACCGACUACCGAUUGCCGCUCCAUCAGCCACCACCUGCUCGGAAACCGGUUCCUGGGAUGCAUGCUGGUUAUCCAUUCCAGUCCUAUGAUGGACCUCAUAAGCAACAGCUAUCUCCUCACCCUUCCCUCACUCACAAUCGGGGCCGGAUGCCUUCGGCCAGUGCGUCGUCGCCCUAUCUGGCUCAGCAGCAACCGUACUCCAAUACCCCUUCGCCACAUCAUACCAUGACUUCUACUCCUAGUUACCCUCCUUCGAGAAGAAUGUCGAGCGCGACGACCUCCACGAGCUCGACUGGCAACGCCGCGGGUCACUCCGCCGUUUCCGAUAUCCGCAGAAGCACGUCGUCACGUUCCGCCAACUCUCAGCUGGGUUAUGUAGCUCUGAUGCGGAGGCAGAAGGCCACGGUGUGGUGUGAUCGAUCACAGCCGGAGGAUCCCCGACUCCGAGCCCAAAAGCUUGCCGACAAGAAGAGAGCGUACCUCGAAGUCCAUGGCGCAGGCGCCGGUGGACGGGCGGGUACCCUUGGAAGCGGUAAAAUUAAACACUCCAAGGGAGGCACUGAUUUCUCACCCUCAAACCUCGUGUCGGCGACUGUUCCCGUACGACUCAGUGCUAAUGAAGUGGGGGAUGCAGAUGAGGAUGCACACAGCGAUUAUGGAUUUCCUCAUCGUCGCACCGGCAGCGGUCGCAGCUCUUUGGGAAGUAACCACCGUUAUCCCAGUGGCUAUCAGCGGACGCCCCAGGGCACCGUGGGCAGUAACAGCACUUCUCCGAGCGAGAAAACGGAUUUGCCUAAUGUCACGGAGCAUCCGCCGGCGGAAAGCACCGAGGAAAAGAAAGUCAAAGAUGACGCCGCUACCACCUACAGCUUCGAGGCCGCAGAUGAGGACAAUUUCGGGAGCGUAGGGGAGAUGGCUGCCCCCAGUGCAGUUACCACGGCGGCCGAAAAGGCGAGGAGGGCGGACGAACUAAGACGGCGAGGUAGUGUGGACGAUCGCACGAGCACGAUGACCAAUGUCCGACUUUUUGUUGCAAAUCCAGACCUCAGUGAUUAG
Aspergillus nomiae NRRL 13137 is the source of this 1059-nucleotide messenger RNA. RefSeq lists its product as uncharacterized. Bases 1 to 1059 code for a protein of 352 amino acids. The transcript has a single exon. The record is from RefSeq and is a predicted model, not a curated record. NCBI's taxonomy places the organism in Eukaryota, Fungi, Ascomycota, Eurotiomycetes, Eurotiales, Aspergillaceae.